AAUAAUAAUUUUAACAUUAGUGAAAUAUGUUUAAAACCUUUCGAGAACAAGUAAGUAAAUUAAUACAUUAUUUUAAAACAACAACAACAAAUAUAGAAAAUAGACGCAGAAUCACUAACAUAAAUUAAAACCAUUCAAUACCCCAACAGGAUCAGUUGUCGUCGAUAUUAUGAAUGAAAGGAUUUUGAUCAAUAAUAUUAAGAUUUAGCCAAUGUUUACCAAAUGCACAUCGAACCUAUUAAAACAGAUUUUAUACUAUUUACAAGUAAUAAUAAUAAAUACCAAUCCAAUCACGAACUAUUGCUCAAUAAUAAUAAUAAUAAUAAUAAUUUUAAAAUUAAUAUCAAUAGAUGUUAUUUAUUCAUUGUAGAAAUGUAAAUUAAAACCUCUGCAGAUUGCAACUUAUUCUCAUAUCUUUAAUUAAAUCAAAAUAUACAGGAUAAAGAAUAAAUCAAGCUAACCACCACAAUUUAAUAAUGUUGAUGGUCUUAAUAUCUAAAAGUGAAUAUUAGAAUAUAUCCUACCCGAAAUCUUUUCAGUAUUAGUUUCUGAAGCAUCAUCAAAACAGGAUUUUAGCAAUCAACCAAAUAAUUCAAAAAACUAAUCAAAUAUAUAUUUAAAUAUCGAAUUAAAUAAAUUUAAUAAUAGAGCACCAUAUUUAAAAAAAAAAUAAUAGUAUUAACUCAAUAAAUCAAUAAUCAGUCCUCAGUUAUUAGAAGCCUUUAAGAAAGCUAAUAUU
Molecule: messenger RNA, 739 nt
Organism: Dictyostelium purpureum
Lineage: Eukaryota; Evosea; Eumycetozoa; Dictyosteliales; Dictyosteliaceae
Exons: 5
Coding region: 223-378 (51 amino acids)
Source: RefSeq, a predicted model, not a curated record